GGCUCCUAUUUCGCCAACAGUUGGCCAACCCGUGCUAGACUCGUUCGUACAUUAUCGAUUUCGCUGGACUGUCUGUCCGCGUCCGACAGAAACGCGUUCUAACGCGCUUGUUGCGUAGUUUCCAGUGCAUACGCGUGGAAGGGUGUAUGUCCUUCAUCUGCUAGCGGCAUUAGCUACUUCCGGACUGUACAGUGUCAACAGGCGGAACAUUAGGAAGAGGUGUUAACAAAAGCACGCUUUUGAGGAUCGUCACGUGUGCAUGCAUGUGUAAAACGUUCCUGCCCGACAUUCGAGAAAAGGGUCGCGCAAGGCGCCAAUGUGUUACCAGCGAACAGUAAAUAGAUCUGCGCAUGUAGUUUCGCUUAACUUAUGAUGGUUUAACGAAAAAGCCAUUGUAGACCCCACAACCGUAGUGUUUCACCGUGCGCACAGUAGUAGUUGCCGUUAAUUUAGGUUUCCUUCCUUCAUUCUCUCGUUUUUUUUCCCAAGCUUUUGUUUCUGUACGGAAAGGCACGCGUAAGGCUUUUGUUUUAAUUCUUCGCUAAAGUGACCAGUUUUUUAAUGGUGCAAUAGCUCUCGCUAGAGCAUAGGAAGUAAGAACGUGUAAGCUACAACAGAAAGGAAAUAGUUUUAAAAGCUAAAAAAAAGCGCACACACACACACAACAAGACGGUAUCGAGUUCAGUUUUGCAACAAUGGCAGGAUUUGCGUCGGUACUCAAGCAGUCGACGCUUGUACACCUUUGCUUUGCUAUUUCGUUUUUCACCUCCGGUUUAAUCAUCAACACCGUACAGUGCAUCCUGUACCUUGGUUUGAAACCAUUCAACAAGCAUCUGUACCGAACGAUCGGAUACUAUCUCUGUUAUUCGUUUUACUCUCAGCUCGUCUUUCUGGCCGAUUGGUGGUCGGACACGAAGCUGAACGUUUACAUCAGUGAUGAAGAUAUGAAGUACUGUGGUAUGGAGCAUGUGCUGCUACUGAUGAACCACACGUACGAGAUCGAUUGGCUGCUCGGUUGGAUGUUCUGUGAAAAAGUGCGCGUACUGGGCAACUGUAAGGCGUACGCGAAGAAAGUCAUCCAGUACAUACCCACCAUUGGCUGGGCAUGGAAGUUUGCCGAGUUUGUAUUUCUCGAACGUUCGUUCGAAAAGGAUCGUGAAAUCAUUGGUCGACAGAUUAACGAAAUUCUCGACUAUCCCGAUCCGGUGUGGUUGCUGCUGAACGCGGAAGGAACACGCUUCACCGAGCAGAAGCACGAAGCGUCGGUAAAGUUUGCCCAGGAGAAGGGUAUGGUACCGCUGAAGCAUCAUCUAAUUCCACGCACAAAAGGUUUUACGGCUAGUUUGCCUUAUCUGCGCGAAAAGUGCCCCUCGGUGUUGGACAUACAGUUGGGUAUUAGCAAGGAUUCGAAGGUAAAACCAACCAUUUUCAACAUUUUGAACGGUAAACCAAUCGAGGCGCAUAUGUGCGUAAGACGUUUUCCCACCGCAACGCUGCCCCAGAGUGAAGAGGAUGCUGCAGUUUGGUUGCAGGAUUUGUACCGUGAGAAGGACCGCAUGCAGGACAGUUUCCACCGUACGGGUAAUUUCUUUACCGAUUCCGGUGUAGCCGAGCGGCCCAAGCUGCAGCUACACCGCCGACCAACGACACUCGUCAAUACCGCCUUCUGGGUUGUGGCCACACUCACACCAAUGAUGUACUAUCUGAUGAAGUUGCUGUUCAGUGGCGAGAUUCUUUACUUUUCAAUCGGAGCUGGAAUUAUCUUUGCCUUCUACAUGCUGAUGGUGAAAGCGAUCGGUAUGUCAAAGAUCAGCAAAGCAUCAUCGUACGGUGCGGAAAAGCUGAAGAAUGGUCACAGUCCCACCCACGAACCAUCGGCCUCAUCGGAGGAAUCAACGAAGGAUAAGUAAACCCCCCCUUCCGGUAUCAGUAGAAUCGAUCGGUAGUGUAAAAUCCGGUAGAUUAUUUAGGCGUUUCGUGCAAGCGGAGAAAGAAGAAAAAAAAAGAUGUUUACAACACCCGCAAACACUAUUUACACCCACCCAUGCUCUGAUAUGUUUUUUUCGUGAUGGUCUGUGCUCGCUCCCUAUUCUUCAGUAGCGCCAAUAAGUCUCUUAUUGAUAUAUUGCCACAGAAGGAAAAGGAAAUCGAUCGGAUCAAAUCGUUUGAAAACAAAAACAAAAAAAGCGGUACGUACGUGUGUGAUGAGCGAAGCAGGGAAAAAGUCUUUUUGUACAUGCAUAGAUGCGAUAUAUAUACACGGAUGGGGUUAUACACCCAAAAGGAUGAACUGCUUGUGCUUGUGAAGGAAGCUCCAAGCGCAUCGAGCGCAGACGCAUUCACAGGCGUUUGGCAGUAAUAGGAAAGGACACCUGUGUAUAGAGUGCCAAACAAAAAAAAACAAAACCCGAAACACGGAAACAGUCAGCAAACUGGGAUUAUUACGAGAAAAAGCAAACAAAUUACGGAAUGGACCAUUUUGAGCCACGAGCAGCUGAUAGGCAGGUGGGAAAAGGAUAUAUAAGCUAUUUUAUAACAGUUUAUUUAUUGGGUCCAAGAUCCAGCAAAACGAAAACAAUGUAGCAACGCAGAACUACCUACCUAAAAAAAAAACAAGAUACGCGACAACACAAAGCAAAACCAGAUGAUUUAAACGAUAAGAUACAUUUUGAGAUGAAUGUUGUUUAGGAACCAAAAACAAAAGAAGGAAGACUCUAGGUGUACGCUAACGAUUGUAUGCUUGCAUACGACACCCACUGCAUUAGAAUGGGAUUCAGUGGUUAAUAAUUUAACAGUAGCACUUGUAUUAAGGGAAUUUGUUUUGAAAAGUCUCCUCUUCUUUAUCCUUAGCUUUGUGUUUGAACUGCUUGAACUAUUUUUCUUUUGUUUACUUUCCUUUUUUUUGCUAACAUAACUUACGUGUUUCUUUUAACGUAGAGGAAUUGUGAAAGUAAGCGAAAGUGUGUUUGAAAUUAACAUAUAUUUAAUUUACAAUACAUAUUAGGAGUUUGUGGCGAUGGUCGAUAGGCUCAAAUACGGUGCAAAAAAAACCAUUUGUAAUGCAUCCAGUCGUGAACUAUUCAUUCAAGUGAAUUAAUAAUUGUUUUUAUUUUAUUCCCUUUUUUUAAAGCCUUAGAACUUUUGUGAAUUUAUUAUAAAAAAAUAAGUAUACAAUGCAGUCUUCUUUAAAACCGGAACACGAUUUGAUAUUAAAUGGUUCCGUUUUUCUUCCGUUCCUUUUUGGGUAUAGUUGCAGGUAUAAUAGUUCAGUUAUUCCUCAGUUACAUGUGCGUUGCUUUUGCGUAAAACGAAAGACUUAAACAGUGAAGGAAGUAACACACACGCACACAUAGAUAUGAGAAAAAGCUAUUAUGUUAUGCAUAACAUGCAUAAAUUGUAAGCAGAAAAACCCUUGCAGGCCAAAUUUACGUGUAAAACGAACCGACACAAAAAGUCGAACGAGUUAUGUUUGCAUCUUAAUUACUUCCAAUAGAAGAAAUGAACGCAACAAGAUAUGGAGAUGAUUAACAGGUGCGCUUCCUUAUCAAUUGCCGUCGUUAUUGUUACAUCUGGCUAACAAAGAAUCGAUGUUGAUUUUCCUCCAUCUCAUCAUGAUACCCGUCUUAUUCGCACAAAGUUACAAAAAAAAGCAAAUGGAGAUCGUGUGUCCUUUUCUAUUUGUUAUACAUACUUCUAGUGUUUUAAGCAAAUAAUGUAAAACAAGCAAAACAAUGUUCCCCUUUUUGAUUUUGUUUUAAUUUGAUUUUGUUUGAUUGUGUCUUCUUCUAACUUCCAACUACUCACAAUUUGUUUACUCGCACAACAUGUAUUUUGAACAAUAAAUACAACCAACUUGAGGCGACCUUGUGGAAAAGAAUAA
Messenger RNA from Anopheles funestus (African malaria mosquito), 3880 nucleotides. Its product is annotated as 1-acyl-sn-glycerol-3-phosphate acyltransferase gamma-like. The transcript is spliced from 5 exons. Gene Ontology annotation, cellular component: endomembrane system. Bases 696 to 1910 code for a protein of 404 amino acids. Gene Ontology annotation, molecular function: 1-acylglycerol-3-phosphate O-acyltransferase activity. The record is from RefSeq and is a predicted model, not a curated record. Lineage: Eukaryota; Metazoa; Arthropoda; Insecta; Diptera; Culicidae.